AUCGCCUGACGCCAGUCUGUCCGAGGAUCAAGUAACGGAAAGAUCGGCUCCUCUGGUCCAGCGGGGUUCGCAUCCGCGUCUCGCGUCCUUUUCCUUCUAAUGCAUGAUCCUCGCGAUCUAUCUGUGGAUUGGAUCGCGUUACGCGGCCACCACGUGACGAAGGAAUCACCACAUGACUCCAGGAAGUGUGAAGUGCGUGAGAGUGUUCUCGGUCCAGUGUCGUCGCGUGUGUCAUUCCGAGGCAAAUUCCAACCGAAUCGAAGGGACUGCGUGCAUUCGUACGAUUUACAUUAUCCAUCGUUGCUCGUUAAAAACAAAGGACGCGAUCUGUUACCACUAAAUACUUACGAAUUGCCUCUGAACUGGCCCAGUACGGCGUAAGACGUGAACCAGGUGAUCGCAGGGGUGAACAGUGCACGUAGACGCAAGUUGUCUAACCGAGGCAGUCUGUUGGUUAGAACGUAAUGGAACGACACGUCGUUUGACAGUGAUUCGGUGUGAAAUUUUCGUCAACCGUUAGUGAUCGAUCGAAGUUCGUGUCUUUGGAUGAUGGUUCAUUGAAGCUGCUUGGAUUAUGAAAUGUCCAUAUUAGAUAGUGAUCUUCUAGAACAAUAACGUUUUAUUCUAUACCAAGUUAUUGCCAAAUGCUUUUUGCACAAUUCCGUGAAAGACAAAUAUAUACGAGAAACAGAGAGGGGAUGUCCGCGUAAAAGCGGAAGAAGGAAAUUUGAGAAGCUGCAGUCCGUCCAAAGGAAAGGAAAGAGAAAGGGAAUAGAGAAGAGCAGUAAAACGGUGGACGUAAUUCGACGGCAUCCGGUGCCUUGCUUCCUCUAUUCGCUCUGGCGAGCUAGGUCAUAAGAAUGAAGCGAACCGGUAAACAUCGGAGCCGUAGCUUUCUCUUGGGCAUCAUUAGGGCGAGCGCUUUUUAUUUGUACCGCCAUAUCAAGCAUGCUAUCAAGAACGAGAUCGUCUUUUUGUAACUCUCAUGAUAUUUUUAAAAUGAUCUGGGCCAUUGCUCUGAAACGACGAACUACCCUUCUCGAAGUUUAAUCCAGUUGUGUUGUCGUGUCGACGCAAUUAGGACACCAUUUUCGAGAUACCAUCGAAAAAUCGUGUCAGGCAUAACAGACGAAAAAAAGUGUGCUGCGCGAACUAGCCGUAUUUACCUUUCAUAACGCUGACUCGGGGAUGUCUUUGGUCGUGUGUUGACUGCUCGUAAAAGGUCGUCAGCAGGUUUUCCCAGAAGGAUAGACAAACAACGUUGAACGUGAAAAGAGACUCGGUUGAAUUGACAAACUCGUUCAUCUUUCAGCGAUAAUAACAUCUAACGGAUCUCUGAAAGCCCAAGAAUGAGAUGAAUGUACUUCGAGGAGAAAUUAAACGCCGUAAAGAAUAAACGAACCCUUUGGGUUGUACGUUUCGAACAUUGUGGAAUUCGUUUCGACGCCGAUCGCCUACUGAUGCAUCCUGGACGCGCACCUGGUCCUCGUGGCGACGAGGUGGGCACGAUCGCGCGCGUUCCAGCCUCCGGGGGCGGGUAGAAGUUCUAGGGGGAAAUGAAAUCGUUGGUCGAGCUUGAGUGAUCGCGAAAGGGAGCAGGCGUGGAGACGGGGUUUCAAGGGCGCGAACGAAGAUGACGUCGUCGAUCCUGGCGCUGCUCGGCCUAAUCCUGGCGACCGCCAGCGCCGAGCUCAGCUCGAGGAUCGUCAGGACAAAGUAUGGGGAACUAUCGGGCGUUAUCGUGACCCUCGAUCGGCACCUCGAGGGCGUCGAGGUGUACCGUGGCGUUCCGUACGCGUCGCCGCCGAUCGGCUCGUUGCGUUUUAUGCCCCCUGUCAGCAGUGCGCUUUGGCACGGCGUUAAGGUGGCCGAUAAAUUCGGGCCUGUUUGCCCGCAAAGGUUGCCCGAGCUUACCGACAAAAUGCCGAAAGGUAGAGUCGAGUACUUGAGAAGACUGCUGCCCUACCUAAAGAACCAGAGCGAGGAUUGCCUGUACCUAAACAUUUACGCACCGGUUCAAGCUGGCGCGAGGGACGGAGGAGGCAGGAGAUACCCGGUGAUCGUGUUCGUGCACGGCGAGAGCUAUGAAUGGAGCAGCGGCAACCCCUACGAUGGCAGCGUGCUGGCGAGCUACGGGGGUGUCGUCGUCGUCACCAUAAAUUAUAGACUCGGUAUUUUAGGCUUUCUAAACGCCAACACGGAUUCGCACUUACGCUCGCCAGCGAAUUACGGCUUGAUGGAUCAGAUCGCUGCGUUGCACUGGGUGCAAGAGAACAUCGGCUACUUUGGUGGUGAUCCUAGGAACGUGACAUUGGUCGGCCACGGUACCGGGGCUGCUUGCGUCAAUUUCCUAAUGACCAGUCAUGCAGUGCCAGACGGCUUGCUGUUUCAUCGCAGCGUUCUAAUGUCUGGUAGCGCGCUUUCACCAUGGGCGCUGGUGAGAGGAGCUGCAAAUUACGCUCUGCAAGUUGCCAAACAUCUAAAUUGCUCGUGGGCCGCAGGUGAUCCGCAGGCAUUGCUGAAAUGCCUGAGAGAGGUGCCGCUGAACGCGCUGGUUUCGGUCCCCGUAAAAGGGUUGGAAUUCGCGCCUGCUUUCGGACCCAGCAUAGACGGCGUGGUGAUCGAUCCAGGCGAUCCUGACGAUCAGGAUUUCACUCUACAAGUGGACACGAUCAAUACGUUGAACAACAUCUUGAUGCGGAAGGACGUCGUAUCGAAACUCUCAAGAUACGAUCUGAUGAUCGGCGUUGUCCGAUCGGAGGCGUAUUUCGCUUUAACGGCGGAUGACGCGCAGUACGGGAUCGAGGCUGACAGAAGAACAAAAAUUCUACGCGAGUUUGUACGUAACACGUACACGUAUCAUCAAGCAGAGAUCUUGGCGACGAUAAUCAACGAGUAUACCGACUGGGAACGACCUGUUCAACAUCCAGUGAACAUAAAAGACGAAACCUUGGAAGCUUUAGGAGAUGCCAACACCGUGGCACCGGCUACGAGAACAGCAGACCUUCACAGUCAAUCCCAUCGAAACUCUUACCUGUACGUGUUCGAUUAUCAGACAAAGUUCGGCGAUUAUCCUCAGAGACCAGGCUGCAUCCACGGCGAGGACCUACCAUAUUUUUUCGGAGCACCCUUGGUGGGUGGUUUAUCCCAUUGGCCCAAGAACUACACAAGGCCAGAGAUCACCCUGUCCGAGAGCGUGAUACUCUAUCUGACGAACUUCGCACGCACCGGAAAUCCGAACGAGGGAACACCGGACGUUGGACCGUUGAGACCAGAGAGAACAAAGUUGAAGAACAUCGAUUGGAUCGCUUACGAAACGGUGCACAAGAAGUACCUGAGCAUAGAGAUCAAGUCGAAACUGAAGAACCACUACAGGGCGCACAGACUGUCGUUUUGGUUGAACCUUGUGCCUGACCUCCAUAAGCCUGGCUCCGACGAUAUUCCUAGAUCGCACCAUCUGCUUGACACUGAACAGGUGCCACCCAGGUUCAUCCAGAGAAUACCAACGACGACGCGGAUAACUACGGUGGAGGUGACACUCGCGGAGAGGAUGCAAAACGUCACGACAAUGAUACCAAGCGAGUUAGCCUUCGAAGAUUCAACCAUCCAACCGGAAGAUGGGUUCGCGGCUUACUCCACCGCCCUCAGCGUAACCAUAGCGAUUGGCUGUAGCCUAUUGAUCCUUAAUGUUCUAAUUUUCGCGGGUGUAUAUUAUCAGCGCGAUAAGAGCAACCAACAUAAUUGCUCAAAAAAACGUCAGGAAAAUGGACAAAUGCCUAAUAACAUUUGCGGAGAUCUGGACACAAAGAGUGUCGAAAGACACCAUAUUCAACAUAUUCCGCCACCAGAGUUUGCAGAUUUGCAGAACAAUAGUUGUCACGUACCGAUGCCACCUCCACCGCCGAAAAACACAAAACCGGGAAAGCCAGGACAAAAUCUUAUCAUCAGUCCUAAUCAACUUCAACAGGAAAGUAUGGCGAUGACUGGCACCGGGACGCUGAAGAAGGGUCACAAUCAUCAGCAACAGAUCGUGGCUACGUCAAACAUUCUAACGAAGCGUGGACGUACUGUAAGAAAACAGAAAAGGUUUAGACUGUAAAUAAUAAUUAAUUUAACGUAGUGGUUUGUCAAGUCGUUUGUGGCAAGAAUUUUGUGGUGUAUGAAACGACGAAGAAACGAGGAAACCGAUUGUAAUUGCACUUGUGUCGAGUAACAAGAUGGUGUGUCAGCGUAGAAGCACUGGACGUAAUUUUAAAUUUGUAUAUAAUUGACAUUACAAUAAACUGUGUAAACAAUUACAAUUA
Bombus terrestris (buff-tailed bumblebee) is the source of this 4304-nucleotide messenger RNA. It is a transcript of the gene NLG-3, whose product is annotated as neuroligin-4, X-linked. The coding region runs from base 1634 to 4099 and encodes 821 amino acids. Gene Ontology annotation, biological process: postsynaptic membrane assembly; synaptic vesicle endocytosis; neuron cell-cell adhesion. Gene Ontology annotation, cellular component: synapse; postsynaptic membrane; cell surface. The transcript has 12 exons. Gene Ontology annotation, molecular function: neurexin family protein binding; signaling receptor activity. Lineage: Eukaryota; Metazoa; Arthropoda; Insecta; Hymenoptera; Apidae. The record is from RefSeq and is a predicted model, not a curated record.